Elephantulus edwardii (Cape elephant shrew) is the source of this 1764-nucleotide messenger RNA. RefSeq names its product folylpolyglutamate synthase (gene FPGS). NCBI's taxonomy places the organism in Eukaryota, Metazoa, Chordata, Mammalia, Macroscelidea, Macroscelididae. Gene Ontology annotation, molecular function: tetrahydrofolylpolyglutamate synthase activity; ATP binding. The coding region runs from base 1 to 1764 and encodes 587 amino acids. The record is from RefSeq and is a predicted model, not a curated record. Gene Ontology annotation, biological process: tetrahydrofolylpolyglutamate biosynthetic process. Gene Ontology annotation, cellular component: cytoplasm; mitochondrion; cytosol. The transcript has 15 exons.
AUGUCGCGGGCUCGGGGCCACCUGCGCCCGGCCCUGUUCCUGGCAGCGGUCUCUGCACGCGGGGCGACAACCCGGCUCGGGGCGCGGCGCGGGUUAAGCGCGCGGCUAGCGCCACAGGAGCCCGGCAUGGAGUAUCAGGAUGCUGUGCGCACGCUCAACACCCUGCAGACCAAUGCUGGUUACCUGGAGGAGGUGAAGCGCCAGCGAGGUGACCCCCAGACACAGCUGGAAACCAUGGUUAUGUACCUGGUGAGGAGCGGGCUACAGGUGGAGGACUUGGACAAGCUGAACAUCAUCCAUGUCACUGGGACCAAGGGGAAGGGUUCCACAUGUGCCUUCACUGAGCGGAUCCUCCGCAGCUAUGGUCUGAAGACAGGCUUCUUUAGCUCUCCCCACCUGGUGCAGGUGCGUGAGCGGAUCCGCAUCAAUGGGCAGCCCAUCAGUCCUGAGCUCUUCACCAAACACUUCUGGCACCUUUACCACCGUUUGGAGGAGACAAAGGAUGACAGCUGUGUCUCCAUGCCUGCCUACUUCCGCUUCCUGACCCUCAUGGCUUUCCACGUCUUCCUCCAGGAGAAGGUGGACCUGGCAUUGUUGGAAGUGGGCAUUGGCGGGGCUUAUGACUGCACUAACAUCAUCAGAAAGCCUGUCGUGUGUGGGGUCUCUUCUCUUGGCAUUGACCACACCAGCCUUCUCGGGGACACAGUGGAGAAAAUUGCAUGGCAGAAAGGGGGAAUCUUUAAGUGUGGUGUCCCUGCCUUUACCGUGCUUCAGCCUGAUGGGCCCCUGGCGGUGCUGAGGGAGCGCGCCCAGCAGAUUGCUUGUCCUCUCUACCUGUGCCCACCACUGGAAGUCCUAGAGGAAGGGGGACCGCCACUGACCCUGGGCCUGGAGGGGGAGCACCAGCGGUCUAACGCUGCCCUCGCCCUGCAACUAGCCCGGUGCUGGUUGCAGCGUCAGAACCACCUGGGCAUUGGGGAGCUGAAGGCAUCCAGGUUGAGCCUCCGGAGGUCUCUGCCCCUGGCACCCGUGUUCCAGCCUACCUCCCAUAUGCGGCAUGGACUUCAGGACACAAAGUGGCCAGGCAGAACCCAGGUUCUACAGCGUGGGCCACUCACCUGGUACCUGGAUGGUGCACACACUGCCAGCAGCAUACAGGCCUGUGUGCGCUGGUUCAGCCAGGCGCUGAAGACUCGUGAAAAGUCAAGCAAUGGGCCUGAAGUGCGUGUCCUGCUUUUCAAUGCUACUGGUGACCGGGACUGGGCAGCCCUGCUGAAGCUACUGCAGCCCUGCCAGUUUGAUUAUGCUGUCUUCUGCCCCAACCUGACAGAAGUGUCAUCCACAGGCAAUGCAGACCAGCAGAACUUCAUGGUGACACUGGACCAAGUGCUGCUGCGCUCCUUUGAACACCAGCAGCACUGGAGCCGCCUGGCUGAGGAGCAGGCCAGCCAGGCCCUGUGGAGGCCCCCUGGUCUGGAACCUAGUGGCUCCCCAUCCCUGCUUCCGGCACCCCACCCACCCCACCCCCACAGCACCAGCUCCCUCAUAUUCAGCUGCAUCUCCCACGCCUUACAGUGGAUCAGCCAAGGCCGGGACCCCAUCUUCCAGUCCCCUAGCCCUUCACGGGGCCUCCUCACCCACCCUGUGGCAGACAGCGGAGCCAGCGUGCUGCGGGAGGCUGCUGCUGUCCACGUGCUGGUCACCGGCAGCCUGCACCUGGUGGGCGGCGUCCUGAAACUGCUUGACCCCUCGCUGUCUCAGUAG